CCUCCCCAUCAUAUUUAUUUUGGGACCAGCCCCGGCUGUGCACGAGGAGGAGCCCAGUUGUAUACAUUUCGCGUGUGGGUUGUCCAUAAUAAACCGGCGUGCACUUUUCAGCACCAGCAUCGUGUGGAUAGCAGGCCACGGAGCACCGAGGAGGCCAGAGCCCGACGAGGUGGUACGCUCCGGAUACACUUGCUAGCUUGUACCGUGCCAAAAGGCCUCAUCUCGCUUGAAAGGACAAGUUAACGCGGGUGAUAUUUGCGGUCUUUCCGUUACUAAAUGGCUGCAAAUGAAGGGAAACAAAGGUGAUAAAAAGGCUGCGUCCUAGCUGGUGGCUCCUGAUUAUAGUCGCGCCAGAUCUCCAUUGUGUGAGCAUCUCGGUGCUAUUAUCCACUCCUGCCCAACCCCCGGAGUCCCCCCUUCUGCUCCACCCGUGCAGCAGCUACAACUCUUUCGGACUCACUUUUAUUUGGGGCGGGGGGACCACCGCGAGCCUUCCGAAAUGUGCUCCCGCCUUUGGUUCGUGACCGACCGACGUAUUAGCCAGGAAUAUCCCCAAGUUGAGAUCCUCCGGGCAUUGAAGGAGCGCUGCGCCGAGGAGGAUGUGGAAUUCCGCUCUCUUCUCAUGGAUCAAAUCGUGCUCACCAUCAGUGAGGGACAAUUAGGCCUGCAAGUGGAUCAAGAAACGGUGACAUCUUAUCCACAGGUGGUGGUGGUGCGGGUGCCCACACCAUGGGUGCAGUCAGACAGUGACAUCACGGUAUUGCGUCACCUAGAGAAGAUGGGCUGUCGGCUGAUCAAUCGUCCUCAGGCUAUACUCAACUGUGUCAACAAGUUCUGGACCUUUCAAGAGCUAGCUGGCCAUGGCGUGCCUCUUCCUGACACCUUCUCAUAUGGGGGGCAUGACAACUUCCGAAAGAUGAUUGAUGAGGCAGAACCGCUGGGCUACCCAGUAGUGGUGAAGAAUGCACGUGGACACAGAGGCAAGGCUGUGUUCUUGGCGCGGGACAAACACCACCUGACAGACCUGUGCCACUUGAUCCGUCAUGACACACCCUACUUGUUUCAGGAGUAUGUCAAGGAGUCACAUGGCCGUGAUGUACGCGUGGUCCUAGUGGGCGGCAGAGUCAUCGGCUCCAUGCUACGCUGUUCCACUGAUGGACGUAUGCAGAGCAACUGCUCCCUAGGUGGCGUGGGAAUGAUGUGCCCUCUGAGCGAGCAGGGAAAGCAGUUGGCAACUGAGGUAUCAAACAUCCUUGGUAUGGACGUGUGCGGCAUCGACCUCCUGCAGCUCAACGACGGCUCCUUUGUGGUGUGCGAGGCCAACGCCAAUGUGGGCUUCAUCGCCUUCGAUCAGGCUUGUGGCAUGGACGUGGCAGGCAUCGUAGCUGACUACGCUCUUUCCAUGCUCCCCAAUCGCCUCACCCGUAAGAUGUCUUUGCUGUCUGUGGUGUCGAGCACCAGCGAGACAAGCAGCGAGCCUGAAGUGUGUCCGGUUCCCUCCGUGGGGGGCUCCCUGCCCGAGGCGGUGUGCAACAUGAGCGUGGGUUCCACCUCUAGCGAGAGCGACCCCGAGCUUGCCGAGCCUUCCCAGUCACCUCCCUGCCAAGCCUCAGGUCCGGGUCUUCCUGACCCAACCUACAACUUCAACACGUUGCUCGCCAGCGAGAUCAAGCUAUUGACUGAGUGAGAUGCAAAUCGCCUGCACACACCAGCAAAUACACACACACAUGCACACAUUCCUGUUCCAUAUACAUGUAGAUGAAUGCAAAAAAAUACAUUCUUCCUCAUACUAACUCCCUCCAAAAGAUCUGAGGCUGCUCCCCUGACUCCUCUUUCCUCCUAGGGCUAAUUCAAAAAUGUUUUCGCUUCGGGUUUGUUCAGACCAGAAAUUUGUUUGUUAUAGUUUUUCUUUUUGGUGUGCGUGUGUAUGUGUGGGUGGGUGGGGAGAGGGUCGACUACUGUAGGAUAUGGUAGAAUGCAGACUUAAUUUUUCCAAGUUUGUCCAAGAUAAAUACUACAGACCACCAGGCAUGACAUGGGGGAAAAGAUAAUUACUUUGUGGCCUAAAUACACACCCUUGGUCAAAAGGUUUGAGAUUCUUUUUUUAUUCAUCUGAAUGGUGGAAAACUUCAAAACUUAUGACCAUGGGUGUAGCUAUAACAUGUAUACAGUGUCAAUAUGUGGCCACAAAAUAGGUGCAAUCUCUGCUCCAAAAAAGUUUGCUGAUGAUUUAUGGGACGGAUGGCCCUCUGAAGUAAAUUUGAAUUCUGAUCAAAUAAAUCAAUAAAAUGGAAACACAACAUAUAACAUUAAAUAUUAGGUAGUAAAUCAGGUCAGUAAUUUUGAUGGGAAAGGCUUUGCGUGCCCUGAAAAAAAGGCUAACUUGGCAGACAAAUUUGUCUUUGUGUAUUAUAUCUAUAUUGUGGCAGUAUUAAGUUUUCCCCCAUGCCAUGACCCUUUCUAAUGCACAACUCUGGUCAUAUCAUAUUUAAAGCCUAAGAUGCAAGAACCAUUUUACUCUCAUAUCCAAGUUUAUCUGCGCAUUACAUGAAAUCCUCUAGAUAAAUUGCAGAUUGUUUUACUAUGUAGGUCGUUUCAUAUUAAUUACAAGUCUGCCAAGGUUAUAAAAUUCCCACAUUUUUAGCACUUUAUGAGCAACAGAUGCAUUUGUUUGUUUUCCUUUUUGUCCACGAUAGAGAAAAUAUACCUCAAAACAAGUGACCUGUCACUGCUGCAGAAUGGCACACAAUUGUUGGGGAAAAAAUAAUACAGCACAUAUCAGGCAGGAUGCUGCAACUUACACACCUGCUGUUCCUUCUCUCUUGAUCUCUAGUGGUCUUUAGUUAAUGUUACUUUUCAUAUGUAGUUGUUACUGUGGUGGGGCAGGGCGGACCGGCCAAUUUUUCUGUGAUUUUAAAAAAAAAAAAAAAGGGAAAAAUAUUAUUCAAAACAAACACAAAAUUUAAUUCACUUUAGUUUUUUUUACCAGGAAGGGAGCUGAUUGCUGCUAUCAAGCCAGCAAUCCAGAACUGAUCAAAUUUUGACUCUGUUCCACUAAAGUUGCCCUUGGUGUUGACAUUGUUGUGCGUUUUGUUGAUAACUCAGGGAAGCAGCCUGGAUCUAACCUUCAAAUACCAGACAUAUCCAAAAAGACAGAUGAAAACAUAACACAAGCAACAAUGAGGAAAAAGUAUCAUAUGAUGUGAUGAAUUUCACGGCGAACAUGCACUUUUUCCACUUGCUUCUUCUGUAUCGUUCCUUGUUUUAUUCUUAAUUUAUGCUGUUUUUAAAUACAAGUGGUUUGUGUGCACUAAUAUUGUGUCAAAACAAAACAGUGAAGCCUAAUUUUAAUCUCCUUUUUGGGGGGCUGGGGGGUGGAGUGUAGCCAAAGGUAAAAAUUCAAGACACCAGGAAGAACCGCAUCACCCAAGCCCCUACCCAGCUGCUUUCUUUUCGAUCACAGUACCUCUUCUGACGAACAAUACAGACACAAACAUACACACAUACUAUUGUGACGUCGUCUACUAAGUAAACCAUAUCCCAAGAGUCGCCGCACACGUAUAAGUCGACGUUCUCCUAUUAUUGUCCUUGUUACCAUGCCACAUUGUUUACAUCAACGUUACCACAUAUCUACAAUUCUGUGAAACAUAUCUACAGUUCAUAGCAAAAUGAUUCAUUGGCUGGCCUCGAGUUUCUUUUUAGUUUGUGAAUGCUGGAAAUGGACAAUAAGGUAGUGUUGAGAAGGACUGACAGUCACAAUGAAUGGGGCCUUGUGCAUCUCUAGGUUUUUCAUAGCAAAUUCUGAACACUUAGAACUUCACCUACAUUAAAAUAGCAUUAUUGAUACAGCAACAACUUUUUUUAUAGCAUUAAGAGCAAUAAAUAAAAAUUAUUGUCAUAAAAUAGCCUAAUCACAUCAUAAAUAUUAUUUUUAAACAUGUUCAAAGUGCCUAUUAAUGAGGAUGAACAUGAAAUGUACAAAAAAAAUUAUAUAGCGAAGUUAAAAAACGCAAUUGCGCAUUAUAUCUUGGCACAUCGUUUUAGGGAAGUCUUUAUGUUUUGUGGAUAUUGGCGUAUUUCGUGUGAAUAUGUGUACCAUUGCACCCCAAGCGAUAACAUUUCAGAAAAAAUCCUUUAAAAAUAUUUUCUAAAAUAAACCAGGCCAAUUUGCAGAGAAUAUACAGUAUUCCACUGUGCGAGGAGUCCUGUGCUAUAUCAUUCUUUGGUGUCUGGUUCUUUCCGCACUGUUUGUAACUUCGAAAGAUGGUCUGCUGGUACCAUCAAUGGACUGUAAAGAAGAACUGGACAUUGCACUGGUAAUGUCACCCAUAGCGUUCGCCUGCUCCCAUUUGAAGUUCGCUUGUAACUGGUCAGGGCGCCACUACGACAGCCGAAAUAUUUUGCUUUCAGCGUUCAUGAAGUCCUUAUCUGGGGUAUUUGGGCAGUAGGCAUUCUCUACUUGAGUCUAGGCAAGACAAGACAAAUUUGUAUUGCACAAUUAGACACAAGGCAAUUCAAAGUGAUUUACAUCACAUGAAGAUCCACAAACAGAGCUAAAAUGAUUCAUGAAAAUCACAUUAAAUCAAAAAGAAAGUUAAAAACAAAGGCAAUUGAAACAGGAAAUUAAAUUAUACAUAAAAAUCACAAUAAAUCAUCAAAAGAAUUAAAAAUAAUAAUAAUAAUUGAAAUUAGAAUGGAAAUAAAACCAAAAAAAUUAAAAAAGCAGAUAACUUUUGAAAUAUAUAGACAGUCAUGAAUACGCUGUGGUAAACAAUUGCGUUUUUAGCCAGAUUUAAAGGCGCUAACAGUUUGAGCACACUUCAGACCUUCAGGUAACUUGCUCCGGAGGUGAGGAGCAUAGUAAGUAAAUGCUGCCUCACCGAAACGCGCCGACUAAUUCCGAGAUAUUCCAGAAAUGCAAGUGGCCCUUGCCCUCUUAUGAUUUAUUUAUGUAUUUAUUUAUUUUUUUAGAUUUAAGACUUAAUAACCGUGGUACAAAAAAACACCCCCCUGUACAGUUGUCAUGAAGUAUUUUUGUCGCUAUCCAGUCCAAAUUCAAAGUUUAAACCAGGCUAUAAACAGGUUUAUUUUGAUGGUGGAAUUGGACAGUUUAGACAAGAGUUUCAAUGUAAACUGCUCUCUCCUAAGAGAGUCCCAAGGAGCCAUACCCAGUGAGCAAUGUCGGUUACCAUAAGCUUUUUCAAACUCACUUCCAGGACUUCAUUUAGAAAGAGUGCAGGUUGGGGCAUGGUACCAUCAUAAACGUGUAAUUUUUUUUACUAUAUGUCGGGAACCCACCCAUUUACCGACUUUUGCCUCCCACCACAUAAGUUGAUGACUGGCCAGUGAUACCAGUUUCUGAAUAGAGCUCAUCUAAACAAAUUUGUUUCAGGACAGGUCUGGGAAUUUGCCCCAAAUUUCAAAUGACGGAACUCAAGGGGGAACAUUUUUCAUACUGUUCCCGGGUCACUACUGAAUGAGUGUCCAUGUCACAAUAAAUGUGUUUUAUUGUUGUUUAUUAUGAGCAUUUGUACAUUAAAUUGGAAGGGAGAAAUUUGUUUUAGUCAUUUUUAGAAUUUCACAGCAGACCAUAAUUUGGCCCAUGGGCUGUGUUUUAAAAUUGUGCUAAAAGUUAUAAAAAUUCUUUAGAAUUGUGCAAAAAAUUCCUUCCUAAUGAUAAUCAACUUUACAUAAAAUAUUCCCAAAUGUUGCAAAACAAUUAAAUUAGUAAAUAAUUUACAUGAAUUACUUUUUAAACUCUUUUGGUGACACUCUUCUUUUGUCAGUUCCAGCAAAGAGAAUUUAUUUGGACUCAAAAUGUGGCCAGUUUAUGAAUCAUUCAGGGCUUAAGUGUACAUCUAGAGUCUCUGGACAAGUUUUGCAGCGCACAAGGGCAAAUAUUCAUUCUUACAGAUGCUUGUGUAUAUUUGGCACACAGAAAGAAAAAGGGAAUAUGAGGAUACCCACACAUUUCCAUUGUUUUACUGUCUUCUCCCAAUGAAUCCGAAAGCCAAAAACAUGCUGUAUGAUUGAGUAAUAAUAUGAGUAAAUACUGGUGGGAAAAAAAAUACAUGUAUAUAAUUUGGAGGAAAAAAUAGCACUCGGGUUGAACUGUUUAUUAACAACAAUGCAAUGUUUAAGCUUCAGUGACACGUUGGAGCCCUGUCUUGGUGUGUAGCGUCUAGAAAUACUGACUUGAGAUAAAAGCUAAAGGCUGUUUGAUGAUAGGAAGUACUGCAAUGGUACGCUGUGAAGCAAUCACCCUUACCUUUACAUACUGUCCAUCAUUCUGAAAGUCUUAUGUUCCCAAAUAUGAUUAACAAAUGUUCCAAAUAGUGUAAAUAGAGCCCUCCUUCUUUUUCUUUUGUUUUUUUUUUUUAGAUGAAAAUAAAGACAAGUCAGUUCAAAACCAAAAAAGCAUGUCCCUCUCCUGUUUUCACUUCAUCUUCCAACUGUUAAAAAAAAAAAAAAAAUGUGCUCGUGGGCCGUACCUUUCAUAACCCUGUUGUAGAGGCUAAGCAUAGUUUAGCUGUGCCUCUUAACUCAGCCGUUGAAGGAGAGACUGGAUGGGCUCCGUCAGGUCAUGGUUUGGUAUGAGCUGGCUCGCUUCCAGCGCCAUGUGGCCAAAUCCCAAUGCCUGACACACAAAACAGAAACAAAGACAAGCAGCAGCAGCUGUCACACGAUGUGAAAAAUCUGAUUUAUGUAAUAUCAAAUGCAAUCUGACCUGGCCUGCAUAACCCAGCCCACAUUUUAUCUUUCAAAUGAUGCGACUCGCUUUGCUGUUUUGGUCAUAUUUAUUAUUAUUAUUAUUAUCAUUAUUAUUAUUAUACUGAUUAUAAAACUAAAGGAGGAAAAUGGAAAUACAUUUACACUGCUCUUUAUGUUUUUCCACGGAGCCUGAUCACACUAGCAGAUCAUUGACAAGGGAU
Molecule: messenger RNA, 6932 nt
Organism: Corythoichthys intestinalis (scribbled pipefish)
Lineage: Eukaryota; Metazoa; Chordata; Actinopteri; Syngnathiformes; Syngnathidae
Gene: rimkla
Product: ribosomal modification protein rimK-like family member A
Exons: 5
Coding region: 500-1687 (395 amino acids)
Biological process (GO): protein modification process
Cellular component (GO): cytoplasm
Molecular function (GO): metal ion binding; ATP binding; N-acetyl-L-aspartate-L-glutamate ligase activity
Source: RefSeq, a predicted model, not a curated record